AUGUCUGCACGCCGCCUCUCCCUAUUCUCCGCCGCCGCCGCCGCCUCCACCUCCGGCGACGAGAACUCCCUGUUUGUUGAUCUAUUGCAGGAGGCCCCAUUAUCUGUGCGUCAGCAGCACACAAGCAUCUUUGGGAGCGUCUUUUACUGUUUCCUACUGGCAGGUUACGCUGUUGUGGCUGCAGCGGCACCUUGGAUAUUUUUCCUUUUACCAAAACUGACUUCAACACUCCUGUGCAGUUGUAAUGUCAUUCUUCUAAUGAUUACAGGCAUAUUUCAGCAAUAUUGGGUUUAUCAAGUCAGAAAAGUUCGUUUGCAGGGCUAUUACAUUUUCAGCCAGAAGUUGAAGCACAUUUCUCGCCUUCCAUUUGCCGCUGUUGCUUAUGGAACUGCUUUGAUGCUUCUUGUUGUCGUCUGGCAGCCACAUCUCCAUAUAUUGUCGCUCUCUACAUUGCUGAGGAUAGUGAUAGUUGCUGAAGUCAUAUGUGCAGGAUGUUUCAUGAGUGUAUACAUAGGAUGUGUCCAUCAGUACAAUUCAUUGAAUGGCCAACCUGAUGUUUUGAAGUCACUUUAUUCUGCAUUACAGCCGUCAAGUUCGAUGGAAGAUCUUAGAUAUCAUGAUGGUGGCCGUCUUUCAGAUCAACAGAUGGCACUUCUGCAAUAUCAACGGGAAAACCUUCACUAUUUGAGUGAGGAGGUUCUACGGUUACAAGAAUGUUUGAGCAAAUACCAGCGAUCUGAUGAUGGCAGCACCCCUCAGGUUGAUCUUGCACAUCUCCUGGCUGCUCGUGAUCAAGAAUUACGAGCUCUAUCUGCUGAGAUGAAUCAAGUGCAAUCAGAGCUACGCCUUGCCCGAAAUAUAAUUGCUGAGAGGGACUCUGAGAUCCAGCAGAUUCGUGUGAUGAACAACCAGUAUGUUGAAGAAAACGAAAGACUGAGAGCUAUAUUGAGUGAAUGGAGUGCUCGAGCAGCCAAGCUUGAACGAGCUUUGGAAGCAGAGCGGGUGUCGAAUAUGGAACUACGAAAGAACAUUUCAAAAUUGAGAGGCCAGUCAACUUUACGUCGGCCAUCUGAAGAGCGAUAGUGCUGUUUUUUUUAAUUAUCAGAUUCACUGAAUUCACCUACGAAUCGUGAUCGAGCAAAGUGGCGAAUGCUUCUUGCAGCAGUAGUACUAGAGGGUAAUGGAUUAUUUUGUAAAUAGACAUCUCUUGUUGCCAUUGGAUAUUGUGUGGGUUUUUUUCUCGCUUUGUUUUUGCUUUCUUCUCAUGUGAAUGAAAUUCUCUUCCAAGUUUGCAAAGAUGGGUGUCAAAUUUGUACAUGUCUACUUCAUAAUUAAUGCUUUUCAAUUUAAAGAGUCUGUCA
Messenger RNA from Asparagus officinalis (garden asparagus), 1361 nucleotides. RefSeq lists its product as uncharacterized. Lineage: Eukaryota; Viridiplantae; Streptophyta; Magnoliopsida; Asparagales; Asparagaceae. Gene Ontology annotation, cellular component: late endosome; lysosomal membrane. The transcript has 14 exons. The record is from RefSeq and is a predicted model, not a curated record. The coding region runs from base 1 to 1083 and encodes 360 amino acids.